Molecule: messenger RNA, 1866 nt
Organism: Cucumis melo (muskmelon)
Lineage: Eukaryota; Viridiplantae; Streptophyta; Magnoliopsida; Cucurbitales; Cucurbitaceae
Product: tyrosine/DOPA decarboxylase 2-like
Exons: 2
Coding region: 51-1550 (499 amino acids)
Biological process (GO): amino acid metabolic process
Molecular function (GO): carboxy-lyase activity; pyridoxal phosphate binding
Source: RefSeq, a predicted model, not a curated record
UACAAAAUCAAAUUAUAUCCCUUUAUAAAUUUUUGUGAUCCAAUUUUGAAAUGGGAAGCAUCAACGAUGAAAUCGCUGACAUCGACUUUAAUGUCGUCAACCCAUUAGAUCCAGAAGAAUUCAGAAGUCAAGCACAUAAAGUUGUGGAUUACAUAGCUGAUUAUUACAAAAAGAUUGAACAAUUCCCAGUUGUUAGCCAAGUUGUUCCUGGCUAUCUCCGGAAAACCAUACCCCAAAACUCUGCUCCAAAUUCUCCCGAAUCUUUAGAAUCUAUUCUUCAAGAUGUCAGCCGAUAUGUCGUUCCGGGUAUUACUCAUUGGCAAAGCCCUAACUUUUUUGCUUAUUUUCCUGCUAGUAAUAGCACUGCAGGUCUUCUUGGAGAAAUGCUAGGCACUGCCUUCAAUGUCGUCGGUUUUAACUGGCUUUCGUCCCCCGCGGUCACCGAGCUUGAAAUGUUGGUGCUUGAUUGGUUUGGUGAGAUGCUCAAUCUGCCUAAAGCCUUUUUGUUUUCCGGUGGUGGCGGCGGUGGUGGCGUUAUUCAAGGGACUACUUGUGAAGCGAUUUUAUGUACAUUGGUGGCUGCAAGGGACAUGAAACUUAAAGAGAUUGGAAGAGAGAAGAUGAGUAAGCUUGUUGUUUAUGGUUCUGAUCAAACUCAUAUGUCCUUACAAAAGGCCGUGCAGGUUGCAGGCUUUUCUGAGGAAAAUUUUCGAGUCAUUAAGACAACAAAAUCAGAGUCAUUUGGAUUGUCUCCAGCCUCUCUAAAAAUGGCAAUUCAAUCCGACAUCCAAAAAGGCUUUAUCCCACUGUACCUUUGUGCAACUAUCGGAACGACUUCAACGAACGCCGUCGACCCACUUGACUCGCUUUGCGAUAUAGCACAACAAAACGGAAUUUGGGUUCAUGUGGACGCUGCAUAUGCAGGAAGCGCUUGCAUUUGUCCGGAGUUUCGGCACUUCAUGAAUGGCGUCGAGAAGGCAAAUUCGUUCAGCUUGAAUGCGCAUAAAUGGUUCUUCUCGGCGCCAGAUUGUUGUUGCUUGUGGCUGAAGGAUCCGUCAGGGUUGAGAAACUCUCUCUCAGUGAACCCUACGUAUUUGAAAAAUAGGGCAACUGAUUCGGGUGAAGUGGUGGACUACAAAGACUGGCAGAUUACGCUGAGUAGAAGGUUUCGAGCAAUGAAGUUAUGGGUUGUGAUGAAAAGCUAUGGAGUGGCAAAUUUGAGGAAGUUUUUGAGAAGCCAUGUGAAAAUGGCGAAGAUUUUUGAGGGGCUUGUGGAGAGGGAUGAGAGGUUUGAGGUUGCGGUUCCAAGGAAUUUCGGGAUGGUUUGUUUUCGAUUGUCCCUCGAUGAAGUCCAGAAGUCGAAUAUGUUUAGCUUGAAAUUUUUGGAGGGAAUUAACAAGACGGGAAGAGUUUACAUGACACAUGCAGUCGUUGAUGGAAUGUAUUUGAUUCGAUUUGCCGCCGGCGGGACGAUGACGGAGGAACGACAUGUCAUCAUGGCAUGGAAGCUCGUGCAAGAAGUAGCCGAAAAGAUCUUGAAGGGGGUUUAAGGUUGUUUUGGUUGGUUAUAAGUACGAAGGAAACCAUUGAAUAAAAGAAAGUUAAGAAAUUGGUAAUAAAAAAGUUCUUUUUCUUCAGCAGAGAAGUGAUGAAGAUUGGAAACUAUAUGGCCCUAAAGAAAAAAAAUGGUGUUUUAAAUUGUUGAAUUAUAUGCACGUUCGCAUUUUUAUUCUCUUAUUUGUUUGGAAUUGAAUUUGUGGGUGAUGAGCUUAAAUGUUAUGUAUUUUUUUUUUUAAAGCACUUACAUCUCAUGUAUUCUAAAUCUCACAGGAUGAUAAAAUAAUAAUAUACUAUAUUUAAUAGUUA